Messenger RNA from Mus caroli (Ryukyu mouse), 2124 nucleotides. It is a transcript of the gene Acoxl, whose product is annotated as acyl-CoA oxidase like. Gene Ontology annotation, biological process: fatty acid beta-oxidation using acyl-CoA oxidase; lipid homeostasis. Gene Ontology annotation, molecular function: fatty acid binding; acyl-CoA oxidase activity; FAD binding. Gene Ontology annotation, cellular component: peroxisome. Lineage: Eukaryota; Metazoa; Chordata; Mammalia; Rodentia; Muridae. The record is from RefSeq and is a predicted model, not a curated record.
AUGACAGGAUGGAGUGGACUGUUUAUAGAAGUCCCUCUGUAUAGAUUGGCAUCCAAAGUGUGCUGUCAUCUGUGGGGACCACAGGGAUUUCUUCAGAGAGCCUGCCAGGGAGUGUGUUGUCUGCCAAGAGACUCCAGAGCAGCUGGAAUCAUGGAAGAAAAAAGGAAGAGGUUCAUCAGCCAAAUCCUUGUCCUGGGAGAAGUGCUCUGUAUGGUGGAUGUGUCCAUGUCUAUAAAGUGUGGAAUCCGUUUUUUGUUAUUUGGUGGUGCAAUCAGCAAUCUUGGAAGUCCUGAACAUGUUAUCAAGUGGUUUCGGCCACUCAAGGAGCAGAAGUAUACUGGGAUGUUUGCAAUGACUGAGAAGGGCCAUAGGAGCAACGUGAGAGGGAUCCAGACUGAGGCCACCUUUGACCGUGACAAUCAGCUUUCCCUUGAAUCUAUUUUAAUUCUGUUCCCUCCAGGUAUGAAUGGUGCGGAUAAUGGAAUUUUGAUAUUUGACAAGGUUCGGAUUCCCAGAGAGAACCUGCUGGAUAAGUUUGGUUCUGUGACUCCAGAUGGACAGUACCAUUCACCUAUUCAAAGCAAGAGCGCAAGAUUCAAUGUGAUCCUGGCAACACUGACUCCUUCAAGACUAGCAGUGACUUUCCAAGCUCUGGGCGCCAUGAAGCUUGGACUGACGAUAGCCAUCCGCUACAGCCACAGCCGAAGGCAAUUUGGGCCCAAGGACAAGGAAGAAGUGAAGAUCAUUGAGCACCAAAUGCAGGCACUCAGGCUGAUGUCUCACCUGGCCACAGUCCUUCACAAUCCAUUCUCAUCGAGGCAUGCAGACUAUAUCCUGGAUGAAGAUAUCUUCCAGGGAAGGGCGCUCACCAACAGUCGCUCGCUACAGGCACUGAUGGCUGGGCUGAAAGCCUACAGUACAUGGGAGACUGUCAGCUGCCUACAGGACUGUCGUGAAUGCACCGGAGGCAUGGGUUACAUGAUGGAAACCAGAAUCUCAGGCCUGAUAUGUGACACAGAUGUGUUUGUAACCUUUGAAGGUGACAAUGUGGUCAUGCUUCAGGUUGUGGCCCAGGAACUGCUGGCCCAGUACAGCAAGCAGCAUAAGAAAAACCCGCUCUUGGGUGUGAUCCAAAACUGGACCGCAACUGCCGGGGACAAGCUGAGAACCAGUUUCCUGGCGUUUAACACUGACACGGUAGGACGUCUUGCCUUUCUGCUGAAAGCAGUGAAUUUUUGAGAAAGGGUUCUUCAGCGGAGUUUGGUGUCCAGAAUUUACUAUAAGGUGGUGACCAAGAAGGGGGACUUCUUCAGUGCCUGGAACUCCUGUAUGCACCAUGUCACCUCAUUGUCUCUGGCACACAUUCACAGAGUUGCACUAGAGCAGUUCACGACAGCAGUGAGGCAAUGUCCCAACAGGGAGGACCAGGCUUUGCUAAUGAAGUUCUGUCUGCUGUAUGGAAUGAAGCUGGUGUUCCAGGAGCGAGGCUGGUACUUAGAACAUAAAUACCUGACCACCAAGGCCAGCAUGCUGAUCAGGGCUCAGUUGCUGAAUUUGUGCGAGUCCGUGAAGGAUGACGCCCUGAAGGUGAUCUCUGCCUUCAACAUUCCACACAUCACCAUCCGUGCACCAAUAACAGGAAUCCCCAACCCUGGGGCUGCCGAUGCCACCUACCCGGCGCCCACGCAGCCGCUCGUGCGGGAUGGGGCGCGCUCUCAACUGGCCAAGCUGUGAGCCAGGCGAGAAAUUUAGUGUCCCAUCUUCCAAGUAUUUGGCCAGAGCUGGAGCAGAGGCCAAAGUGGCAUCUGGCAGAGGAGGUCCAGCUAAGGCUGGCGAGGAGCAGGGCAAGUUGUCUGGGAGAGGGAGCCAUAGAUGGAUCACAGUGACUUAUCCUCUGGCCUUUGCCUUGACUUCUCCCAGCCAUGGCCCUGGAUCCCCAGACAAUCUCGCCCACUGCAUGGUGCCAUCAAAGAUCUCUACUGUCAGUGGUGACUCAGAUUCCCAGAGACUUCGAAAAACUCUGGCGCUGGGUUAAAAAAAAAAAUCAAAACAUAAAAAUCAAACACCCUUAGGCAAAAGGGGUGGAGGAAAGCUCCACCCUCUCCAAGCUCGGGCAAAAGUUCA